Messenger RNA from Cornus florida, 917 nucleotides. Its product is annotated as calmodulin-binding transcription activator 3-like. Bases 1 to 837 code for a protein of 278 amino acids. Gene Ontology annotation, cellular component: nucleus. Lineage: Eukaryota; Viridiplantae; Streptophyta; Magnoliopsida; Cornales; Cornaceae. The transcript is spliced from 2 exons. Gene Ontology annotation, biological process: regulation of transcription by RNA polymerase II. Gene Ontology annotation, molecular function: transcription coregulator activity; double-stranded DNA binding. The record is from RefSeq and is a predicted model, not a curated record.
AUGGGUGUCAACAGUUUGUCACAUCAUAUGCAGUUGGACAUUGUUUCUCUGGGCCCUUUUCUUUCCCAAGAGCAACUAUUUAGUAUCUGUGAUUUUGCGCCGGACUGGGCUUAUUCAGGUGUUGAAACAAAGGUUAUGAUCACAGGUACUUUUCUGGGAGACAAGAAGCUUUCUACUGGUUUAAAAUGGUGUUGCAUGUUUGGUGAGAUUGAAGCUUCUGCUGAAGUUCUGACAGACAAUGUCAUUCGAUGCCAAGUUCCUUUCCAUGCUCCUGGGCGUGUGCCCUUCUAUAUAACGUGCAGUAACAGGUUAGCCUGCAGUGAGGUGCGGGACUUUGAAUUUCGAGAAAAACCAUCAGGAGUUUCACUUCGUACCCAUGUUAAAAGAACAGCAGAAGAUGAAGUGCAUUUUCUUAUACAACUGGCUAAAAUGCUAGAUUUAGGCCUAGAGACCAAUUGGUUGAAUUGUUCAACUGUUGAGUGUGACAAAUGUAAGCUGAAGAAUGAUAUAUGUUCAGUUAAAAGUGGCAGUAAAUUUGAUUGGGAAAGAAUUAAGGAGGCGCUUAUGGCAUCUGGUGGGAAUAAUGUGGACUUCAUAGAUCUGUUGAUUGAGAAUUUUCUGAAGUACAAACUUUAUGUGUGGCUAUUCUGUGAAGUACAUGAAGGAGGUAAAGGACCACAUAUUUUGGAUACUGAAGGUCAUGGUGUUAUUCACUUGGCAGCUGCUCUUGGUUAUGAUUGGGCAAUGGGUCUCAUAGUUGCUGCUGGUGUUGGUCCUAAUUUCAGAGAUGCACGGGGAAGGACGGCGCUUCACUGGGCAUCAUAUUAUGGGAGGUGAGGUUACUCUCAAAUUUUAUUUUGAAGUUUCUAAAUAUACCUUCAGCAGCGAGCGUUUCUUAGUAAUGAACUUAUGGUAAU